Messenger RNA from Astrephomene gubernaculifera, 675 nucleotides. Lineage: Eukaryota; Viridiplantae; Chlorophyta; Chlorophyceae; Chlamydomonadales; Astrephomenaceae. The record is from the annotation of a GenBank genome assembly.
GAGUCGCGGUGCGUGCUGUACGACGCGUAUUACGUGCAGCGAAGCAAAUAAAUAUCUUCAGAUCAACUCCACAAGUGAGCGUUCGUUGCAAUUGCUAUAUGUAUACACGUAUACUGCGUGACGUCGUCCUACUUUUUCCGACGCCCGUGCACCCGACACGAAAAGAGUGCGCUAUCGAAGGCUUACUUUAUAAUACGAGUCAUACACCAAAGCUUAAUACUUACAUCCUAACCGCCGAACUUGGGAUUGAGGGGUGCUGUAUGGAGCGUAAGUAGUGAUGGGAACGUAAAUGGGUUGUGCAACUAGCGCUCCCCUUGUAAAUGAGACGGAGCAUUUACAAGGAAGUAAGCAAUAUGGUAUUGACGGGGGCAAUGAUCAAUUGGAACGGAGCAGCUCUAACAGGGAGAAGUCAUUUGCGUGCGAGUUAACCGAGCUUGUAAACGAAGCCAUAAAUGGCUCUAAGCCAAAGGACGUCUGGAUCAUUCUUUGCAAAUGUGUCGAUCUUAUAUGUUCUACCUUUGACAUCAAAACAUGCAGCAUCAUUAUUUACACACCGAGCGGACUUCACUGCAAAAUAUCCUGCAACACGGGAUCAGUGUUAAACGACCUUAUUCAACAAUACCCGGACGCGCUGCCUGCGGAUGCGCUGGGCGUGGUCACCCCGGUUGUUACGAG